UAAAAGCUUUUAGUGUUAUGUACGUGUAGAACCGAAAGUGCCAACAUGUUCAAAAUUUUGAGUUACACGGUCCUAACAGUAAUGACAGCCGAUUUGUUGGCAACAUCGGGCGAUGUAGCAGCCACUUGGACUUCCCCCAUACUUCCCAAAUUGUUGUCAAACGACUCGGAAGUAAACCCGUUUGACCACCCCAUCACCGAAGACGAAGCUUCAUGGAUAGGGUCCUUACUAAAUAUCGGGUCAAUGGUAGGACCUCUCCCUUUUGGAUACAUUUCCGAAAAAUUCGGCCGCAAAGUUGCGCUUCUGUGUAUCGCAAUUCCUCACAUCAUCUCCUAUUUAACUUUUGCUUUCUCCAAAACUUUAUACUUGUACUACUUUGCAAGACUGCUUGGAGGGAUUGCGGUAGGUGGAGGUUACACGCUCCUCCCGGUGUACGUUGCUGAAGUCGCUGAAGACUCCAACCGAGGUACGUUAACAGCAACCUUGAACUGUUUCUGGACUUUCGGAAAUUUAAUACCAUACGCCGUCGGUCCCUAUAUCCCAGUGGUGUGGUUCAACGUCAUCUUAACCUGCUUACCAACAGUGUUUUUCAUAACGUUCAUCUUCGUAGCACCCGAAUCGCCCUAUUAUUUGAUAGUUAAAAACAGAAUUGACGACGCUGAGCGAGCUUUGAUGACACUAAGAGGUGGCAAUAGAGACGUCGUCGACAAGGAAAUCAAAAAAAUACAAGCCGAAAUAGCCGAAAAUGAUGCUUCAGUGUCAAUGUGGCAAUUUUUCCAAAACAGACUCUACAUGAAGGGGUUGUUUUUUUCCGUGGUGUUGACAGUAAUUUCGCAACUAUCUGGAAUCAACGCUGUCUUAUUCUACACCCAACAGAUUUUUGACGCAGCUGGUGUCAAUGGUUUAUCGUCAGACGUAUCUUCCAUCAUCAUCGGCUUAGUUACUUUUAGUUCCAGCUUUGGAACACCCUUCGUGUCCGACAGGUGGGGGCGGCGAGUACUUAUGGUCACGUCAUUCUUAGGGGUAGCUAUCGCCCAUCUAGUUUUUGGUAUCUAUUUCUUCUUGAAAGAGAGAAAGGGUGUUGACGUGAGUUCCGUUUCAUGGUUGCCGCUUCUGUGUCUAGUACUCUUCAUCAUAAUGUUUAACGUUGGACUAGCAGCCGUAACAUGGACCAUCACGUCUGAAUUAUUCCCAACCAACGUCAAGUCGUACUCAGCGUCUAUAGUUUCGUGCACGUGUUGGAUUUCGUCAUUCUUCGUUACCAAAUUUUUUACUGAUCUGCAACAUGCCAUAGGAAGCGGAGAAACGUUUUGGUUGUAUAGCGGAUCUUGCUUCCUUGGUGCGCUGUUUAUGUUUCUUGUACCAGAAACCAAAGGGAAGAGCUUCCAAGAAAUUCAGGAAAUUUUGGAGCAGAAACGGGUUCUUUUUUAA
This is a messenger RNA of Zophobas morio, 1431 nucleotides long. RefSeq names its product facilitated trehalose transporter Tret1-like. Gene Ontology annotation, molecular function: sugar transmembrane transporter activity. The transcript has 2 exons. The record is from RefSeq and is a predicted model, not a curated record. Gene Ontology annotation, biological process: transmembrane transport; carbohydrate transport. Gene Ontology annotation, cellular component: membrane. NCBI's taxonomy places the organism in Eukaryota, Metazoa, Arthropoda, Insecta, Coleoptera, Tenebrionidae. Bases 46 to 1431 code for a protein of 461 amino acids.